This is a messenger RNA of Dioscorea cayenensis subsp. rotundata (Guinea yam), 596 nucleotides long. Its product is annotated as 50S ribosomal protein L31, chloroplastic. The coding region runs from base 73 to 477 and encodes 134 amino acids. Gene Ontology annotation, molecular function: structural constituent of ribosome. The transcript has 2 exons. Gene Ontology annotation, biological process: translation. The record is from RefSeq and is a predicted model, not a curated record. Lineage: Eukaryota; Viridiplantae; Streptophyta; Magnoliopsida; Dioscoreales; Dioscoreaceae. Gene Ontology annotation, cellular component: ribosome.
AUCUUCUCUCCCUCGAACCUCCACCGCUGAAAACAAAGCGCGAGCGCGCGCGAGAGAGAGCGAGUACCAUCAAUGGCGCUAACCCUAACAACUCCAUUCCUCCCGUCCCUGAAAGCUUCCCCCAAAUCCCAUCGUAUGGAGGUGAAACCUAAAUCAGUGAUGGUGGAGUGCCGGAAAAAGGGCGGUAUCCACCCCGAGUUCCAUGAGGACGCCAAGGUGUACUGCAAUGGCGAGCUGGUGAUGACCACCGGAGGCACGCAGAAGGAGUACACCGUCGACGUGUGGUCAGGCAACCACCCGUUUUAUCUCGGUAACCGAUCCGCCUUGCUGAUCGACGCUGAUCAGGUUGAGAAGUUCCGCAAGAAGUAUGGAGACAUGUCCCCCGAUCUCCUGAAGAUUCCUGUUCUCAAGCAUGGCGAGAUCGUGCUGCCCACCAAGAAGAAGGCCGCGCCGGGUAAGGGCAAAGGCAAGAAAUAGAUGGCUCUUUUUCCAUCCUGUUUUCUAAUUCUCGUUGUUCUUAAAUCCUUCUUUUCUUUUAUAUAACUGAGCUUACUCUGUACAAGAUUUUUGCAUUGAAAAGUUGAUAUAUUUCAUCA